Wasmannia auropunctata (little fire ant) is the source of this 842-nucleotide messenger RNA. RefSeq names its product signal recognition particle 9 kDa protein (gene Srp9). Gene Ontology annotation, biological process: negative regulation of translational elongation; SRP-dependent cotranslational protein targeting to membrane. Gene Ontology annotation, cellular component: signal recognition particle, endoplasmic reticulum targeting. The record is from RefSeq and is a predicted model, not a curated record. NCBI's taxonomy places the organism in Eukaryota, Metazoa, Arthropoda, Insecta, Hymenoptera, Formicidae. Bases 186 to 422 code for a protein of 78 amino acids. Gene Ontology annotation, molecular function: 7S RNA binding. The transcript has 3 exons.
GUCGUGUACACGUGACAAUCACAGACAAUCGGCGACAGUCUCGCGAGUGUUCGUCUCGCGGGGGAUGUUUUGAGAUUUUUUUUUGGCUCUCACUUAAGAUAGCUGAGACUGUUGAUUUAGUUCGCUUCGCAUAUACGUUUCUUUCGUGAAACCGCAAGUCGCACGUCGUUUUAUCGGUGAUAAAGAUGCCGUAUCUGAAUUCGUGGGAAGAAUUCGAGAGAGGCGCCGAGAGGUUAUAUCUGCAAGAUCCGAUGAACACUCGAUAUACGAUGAAGUACUGUCACAGUAAAGGGGUUUUGUGUCUAAAGUUAACAGAUAAUCGACGGUGCCUCCAAUAUAGAACAGAAAUAGCUCAGGACUUAAAGAAAAUGGAAAAAUUCAUAGGCAAUCUCAUGAGACACAUGGCGUCGAGAGACAGUUAGAAUAAGAUUUGUAUGUAGGAAUACGUUCAUCAUGGAGACUAAAACAUGCUACUUUUAUUCAACAAUAUCUUUCUUUUUCCGCCUCACACGAUCCAACGAUCCACAGAUAUCAAUUUUAAUUAAGGUAUGAACGUUAUCUUACAUGUAAAACAAGUGCAUAUAAAAACUGUUUCGUUUUGUGUUAAAGUUUUACGAUUGUUUCGGGCGGCCCCGUUGCCUCCUCGUUAAUGUUCUGAAACAAUCAAAAUUCAUCGUGUAAGUUAAGAAUUACGCUACACUCCGUCGAGGAUGUAAUAUAGAGAGAACAUUUUUCAACAUUUAUAUAAUGCAUCAACUUUUUUGAUAUCUAUAACUGAAGUAUGUUCUCAAGUGACGCAUCUAAUGUACUAGAUAUUAAUAAAGCCAGAUACACAAAUCGAA